AUGAGUGAUAAUGAUUAAGAAGAAGAUGAACUAGUUGAAACAUUAGAAUUUAUAUCAAAACAAUUAGAAGAGCAUUAUCAACUCAAAACAAUCAAUAAAUAUGGGGGAUAAGGUGGAUUUGGAUUGGUUUUAUUUGUUGAAGACAUUAAUGAUCAGUCGUAAAAGUAUGCAAUAAAAGCUCAAUCAAUAAUUAGUAAAACAACAGGGAAUAUAAAUUAAACAUUGUUAAAAUAAUGCAAAGAGGAAGCGCGUAUUAUGAGAGAGUGUAAACAUGAAAAUGUAGUUGAGAUUUACUGUGAUUUCGUUCUUGGACUUUAUCACUUUAUCUAGAUGAAUCUUUGCUAUUGUUCGCUCAGUGAUUGGAUCAUGAUCAAUGGCUAAAGGAGUAUUUCUGAUUAAAUUUUUUGCAAAUUUGUUGAAUAAAUGAUUUAAGGAUUAGAGUAUUUACAUAACAAAGACUAUGUGCUUAGAGAUGUAUCAGUAAGAAAUAUACUGCUAACUGUUAAUGGAGAUAUUAAAUUUUGUGAUUUUGGUUUAGCUAGAAAGUAUGAUAAUUCUCUCAGGAGUAAGGUUCUCUACACUUCUCAUUUAAAUGGAGUGAUCUAUUAUUUUCCACCUGAAAUCCAUUAAGCAAUUUAAGAAAAUAAACCUUAAAUAAAAUAAACCAAAGAAGGAGAUAUAUGGGCAUUGGGUGUUUGCUUAUCUCUUCUGGGAGGUGUUCCAAUUAGCCACUUUUCAAAUUCAUUUCAUAAAGAUUUUAAAAUAGUUGACGCUCCUAAUUUAAGUGAAAAAGCAAAUUAACUGAUAAAAGAAAUUCUUAUAAAAGAUCUUAAAAGCAGGCCAACUUUUAAUUAAAUCAGAGAGCAUAUUCAUAAAAUAUUUUAUUUUUUAGACUUGGGAGCAGUAAAAACUUUAAAUGAAAAAGUAAAAAGUUCUGAAACAACAAUUAGCCAAACUAACUCAAAGUUAGAAACUCGAGAUAAUUCUAUAGUAAGUCUAUCGUAAUCAGAGACAGCUGUCGUUUUUAUAAACAACAAGAUAAUUGAAAAAAAAAUAUUUGUACUUCCUUCUAACUUAGAUGAACAAAUUAAAAAAGCAGAAGUUAAUGUUGAAUUUAACUUUUUAGAGGUUUAAAACUUUUAUCAAAAGUACAAAUCAAUCCUAGCUGAGGAACCUAACAAUAUAGAAAUUCUACUUUUCCUUGGUCAUGUUGAAAUUAAACUGAAUUGUAAUUACGAAAUAGGUGAAAGCUACUUGGAAAAAGUAAUUUCUUUAUAGAAAAAUUCUAUAGAAGCUUACUUAGGCAUUUGCGAAAGCAUCUUAAUAUAGCGAAAAGCAUGCUUGUACAAUUAAAUUAGAGAAUACAUUAAAGUUUGUUUUGAUUUUAAUCAAUCUUAUUGGAAAAUAUUUUACAUUUAAUCUUGGCUUCUUUAUGAGUGUGAAAAUUAUGUAUUAAGUGAAGAAUGCCUUCAAUUAGCUUUAAAUUAAUACCCUAAAUCUUCCUUAUUGAAUUCUCUACACUCACUUUUAUUAAUACAAAUAUCUGGGUAGAGUAUUCAAUCUUCAACUGAAAAACUUGAAAAUGCAAUUUCUUAAAACUAUCUUAAUGACCCAUUGGUGUUAAGCAGAGCAGGUUUCUUUUAUUAAUAUUACUUAAAAGAAUUUAAUAAAGCGAGUACAUGCUAUAAAAGGGCUCUUGAAAUAUGCCAAAAUGAUUUAAUGUCUCUGUUUAACAUAAUAAUUCUUCUAAAUCAAUAAAAAACAGCUCCUGAUAAAUUAGAGGCUUAUCUAAAUUAAAUAAAAAGCUAUUAUAAGGAGAAUAGUAUAGUUAGUCAAUUGUAUGGAUGCAUUGAAAAGAGUUUCUCAGAAAAGAUAAAAUAUUUUAAUAAAUCGAUUGAGCAGGACAAAUGCUAAGUUAGCUCAUACAUUUAUCUGUCUCAAAUAAAGAAAUCAUAAAACAAAAUAGAAGAACUUGAAGAGAUUUAUAAGAAAAUUUUAGAGAUAAAUCCAAAUCAAAUCAACUCAUACAUAGAAUUGGGUUAAAUAUAUUUUCAAAAAAAUGAAAAAUUAAAAGCACAAUCAUACUUUAAAUAAGCUUAAGAUCAAAAAAAUAUAUCUUAAUACGAUGAUUUAUAUCUAAAGGGAAUAAAUUGUGAAUUAAACCAGCAAGAAGAACUUGCAAUGAAAUAUUAUAAUUAAUCAAUAGAGUAUAAUCCAUAUUAAGAAAGAUCAUAUUUGAGAAUUAUAAAAAUUAUCUAAGAAAAUAAAAAUAUAAUAAUAAGUGAAGCUAUCAACAUCAACAUAAAUGCAAUUUAAAAAAACCCUUUAAGUGAAGAUUUGAAGCUCUCUUUGAUUUCCCUUUAUAUUGAACAGAAACGCUACUUUGAAGCUAAAUAGAUCAUGAUAGAUUUGAUAAAAUUGUAGCCUUACAAGCCAUAAAUUUAUGAGCAAUUAGGUAUUAUUGAAUAUCGAGAAUUAUUAAACAAAGAACAAGCGAUUGAAUAUUUUAAUAAAGAAUUAGAACUUAGUAUAUCAGAUACAUCUGUAGGGUAUUUAGCACUCAUAUACUUUGAAAAAAAUGAAUAAUAGAAAGCAAAAGAAUAUUUAGAGAGAGCAAUAGAAAUCAACAUGAAUAAUUUAGAUGCCAAAUACGUUUAAGCUAAUUUGAUGAAACAAGACAAUUUAAUAGACGAAGCAAUUUAAAUUUUAAAUGAAAUAUUAGAAAGAGAUCAAUAUUACUACAAAGCCUAUGCUCUUUUAGGUAAUAUUUACCAGUUUAAUAAAUAAAAUCCAAAAGAAGCCUUGAAUUACUACUUGAAAUGCAUGGAAAUUAAUAAAUAAAUAAAUGAGAUGCAUUAUAAUGUUUCACUUAUUUACAAGAAUGAUAUUAACGAUAUUGAUAAAGCAUAAUAAUUUUUGUGCCAAUAUACAAGCAUGAAUAUAUAUAAUUAUAAUGCAAUAUGCGAACUCGUUAAAAUAUAUUUGCUGAAAAACGAUCUUUAUAAUGCUGAAUCUUUGCUCAUUUUAUAUACUAUGCAUAAUACAUAAAAUGAGGACGCAUUACGUAAGCUUAGCGAUAUUUAGAUAUAAUUAAAUAAGGAUACAAAUGCAAUUAACACUCUUGAAAUUCUCAGAAGUCUAAAUCCUACUAGAAAAGAUGUACUUUUAGAUUUAAGUAAAUUGUAUGAAAGUAGCUAACCUUAAAUGUCUGCUCAAAUAUAUUACUUAUGCCUAUAAUAAGACCCUUUAAACGUCCAAAUUUUACAAAAAAUAAACUCUUUUACAUAGGGGUCAUUUUUAUUAAAAUUAUAAUAAGAAGCUGAAUAAGAAAAAGAUGAAAAUAAACUUUUGAUUCUAUUGAAACAAUAAUAAUUAAUAAAUAAUAAAAGCUCAUAUAAUUUAUUGUAAAAGUUAGCUGAUAUUCAAUUUAAAUUUCACAUGUAUGAAGACUCUGAGAAAACAAUCUAGAGUAUGAUUUAAUAAUUUAAAAAAAAAGGAUAUCCAUACCUGCUUCUAGGGAAAAUAGAACUAAAAGUAAAUUAGAACUAUACUAAAGCCAUCGAGUACUUUCAAAAAGUGUAAGAUCUAAAUGAAGAGUCUUCUGAGCUCUAUUUAAGAAGAGGAUAUUCCCAUAUGUAACUUUAUUAAAUGGAAGACGCUACUAAGUACUUGAAAAAAGCUACUAAAAUAGUCCCAGUAUAGCCUUUAUCUUUUCUUUAUUUGGCUUAAAUAGAAACUUAUGUUAAGGGUAAUUAUAAAAAGGCAAUGAAAUAUCUAUAAGAGUGUUUAAAUAAAAAUUUUAAAGUAGCCAAAGUUUAUUAUGAAUUUGGUUAUAUUUUUGAAUAACUAAAUUAUUUGUAUCAAGCAAAAGAAUCUUAUGAAAAAGUCUUGGAGUUAGAUCCUAAUUUUGAGAAAGAAAAAUAUUGUAAAAAUUUUAUAGAGCAAAAUCCUUAACCAGAAAAUAAAGAAUUUAAAGAAUAGUGUUCAAUAUUUUGA
Messenger RNA from Tetrahymena thermophila SB210, 3996 nucleotides. RefSeq names its product tetratricopeptide repeat protein. The transcript has a single exon. Lineage: Eukaryota; Ciliophora; Oligohymenophorea; Hymenostomatida; Tetrahymenidae. The record is from RefSeq and is a predicted model, not a curated record. Gene Ontology annotation, biological process: protein phosphorylation. Gene Ontology annotation, molecular function: ATP binding; protein binding; protein kinase activity.